AUGGAGGAGGUGGCCGCUGCUCGUUGCGGCUUGCCGGCGAGGCGGAAGCGAGCGCGCAAAGACCGGCGCGGAGAGGAUGCGGCCCGGGGGGCUGUCGGCAAGGGGGACCCCCGCGUGGCGGCUGAAGACCCGACGGAGAAGGACCAGCGCUCUCGGCACUUGGCGCUUCUGGCAGAGAAGCCUGCGGCGGACCGUGGCCUGGAGGAGCUGGUGUUCGGAGAUACGGAGGAGGGCGAGGGCCUGCUGAGGCGGUUGCGAGGCCGCCCCUCUGGGCAGCACGGUAAAGUGGUUAGUGGGAACCUUCUUGAAGAGGAGUCUUGUGAUUCCGAAACUGAUGAUGAUACAGACAACUUCCUGCUAUCUAAAAAGCCAGCAUGGGUGGAUGAGGAUGAUGAAGCUGAGGAAACAAUUGACAUGACUCAUCGAUAUAGGAAAAAUAUGAUGAAAAGUGAUGCAGAAAGAAAACUAACUAAGGAAAAGCUUCAGAGAAGACUUCAAGAAGAAUUUCAGAGUGCUAUGGGAGCAACCCCUUCUUGGGCACAGAGGUCUAUGAAGAAGGAAAUUAGAAAAACAAAAAAUGAAGAUGACAGUGAAGAGGAUGAAGAUGCUGAUCUACUGCGCAAGACAGGCAAUUUUGUGACCACAUCUGAAUCUUUACCAAGAGGUAUUUUACAGAUGAAAAAGUGUUCACACGCUAAUAGGGACCGUCUGUCAGAUGUAAAACUUACAACUGUGCAGUUCCAUCACUCUGCUCAAGUUGUUAUGACAGCUGGGGUUGAUCAGUCUGUAUCACUGUUUCAGGUGGAUGGUAAAACUAACCCAAAGAUACAAAGCAUCUAUCUGGAAGACUUUCCAGUCUACAAGGCACGUUUCAGUGCAGAUGGAGAGCAGGUUAUAGCCACUAGUAUACGUGACAAGCUGUUCUAUAUAUAUGAUAUGAUGGGUGGAAAGAUUAUUCCUGUAAACCAUAUUAGAGGUUUAGAGGAGAAAAUUGUCAGAAAAUUUGAAGUAUCUCCAGAUGGAUCAUUCCUCCUGAUUUUUGGGCUGUCAGGAUAUCAGCAUUUGAUAUCAAUGAAGACAAAAGAGUUUGUCGGCAGCAUGAAAAUAAAUGGGAGAGCUAUUGCAUCAUCUUUUUCUCCAGACGGCAGAAAAAUCUACACACAUUCUGAUGAAGGUGAAGUCUUCAUAUGGGAUGUGAAAAGUAGGCGGUGUUUGCACAGGUUUACUGAUGAAGGUUGUCUGCGCGGUACGAGCAUUGCAGUCUCAAAAAAUGGCCAAUAUGUGGCUUGUGGUUCUAGUUCUGGAGUUGUGAAUGUGUAUGCCCAUGAUGACUGUCUCAGAAAAACCAAUCCUAAACCUCUGAAAGCUAUAAUGAAUCUGGUAACAGCUGUUACAUCGCUGUCCUUCAAUCCCACAUCAGAAAUACUGGCAAUUGCUUCCAAAAAAAUUGAUGAUGCAGUGAAGCUGGUCCACAUUCCUUCCCUUACGGUAUUCUCAAAUUUCCCUCUGUUUGGAGGAAAGGUAAUAUACUUGGCUGAAUCUAUGGACUUCUCACCCAGAAGUGGAUUUUUUUCUGUAGCAAAUAACAAAGGCAAAGCUUUAUUGUAUAGGUUGCAACACUACUCAGACUUCUAAGCUGUCUACUUUAGAAUGAGGUAAUUUAUCAACCAAAACAAGGAUACCACUGGGGAAUUGCUGGCUGUGUAGCUUAACUCUU
Messenger RNA from Euleptes europaea (tarantolino), 1717 nucleotides. It is a transcript of the gene UTP18, whose product is annotated as UTP18 small subunit processome component. Gene Ontology annotation, biological process: rRNA processing. The record is from RefSeq and is a predicted model, not a curated record. NCBI's taxonomy places the organism in Eukaryota, Metazoa, Chordata, Lepidosauria, Squamata, Sphaerodactylidae. Gene Ontology annotation, molecular function: protein binding. The transcript has 13 exons. Bases 1 to 1635 code for a protein of 544 amino acids. Gene Ontology annotation, cellular component: Pwp2p-containing subcomplex of 90S preribosome; small-subunit processome.